GCGCUCGGGGCGCUCGCGGCGAUCGCGGCCCUCCCUCCCGGCGGCGACGGCUGCAGCGGCGGCGGCGACGGUGGCGGCAGCAACUGGGAGCGGGAGCGGGGCGAGAGCAGCGCGUUGCUGGCGCCACUGGCGUCGGCCGCAGGCGAUCCCGCAGCCAGCGUACGACAGGCGGCGGCGUGGGCUGUGGCCAACGCGUGCGAUGCGCUGCGCGCCGCACAGGAGGUGCUCGAUGCGCACACGUCAAACAAGCAAAAAGAACAGCAGCAGCAGCAGCAGCAGCAGCAGCAGCAGCAGCAGCAGCAGCAGGAGCAGGGGCAGCAGGAAGAGCAAGACCAGCAGUGGCAGCGGACACCGGCCGCACCGCUGCCCCGAGAGCAGCUGUCGCUGCUGUUUGGCGCCGCCCUCGCCGCCACCAACGACGCUGACAAGGCGCGCGCCAACGGCGUGCGUGCGCUCGGCAAUCUGCUCGCGGCGUGGCGCCCCUCGUGGCCGCCGCUUGGCGCAGCAGCGCAGCAGCAGCAGCAGCAGCAGCGGCAGCAGCGUUCGAGCGAGCUGUCGCAGGCGCUCGCCGCGCUCCAGUCCUGCCUUGCGACAGGCGGCAUGAAGACCCAGUGGAACGCAUGCUGCGCCGCCGCGGGCGCGCUGCGCAACGCGGGCCUCCUCGCCGCCGCGCCCGAGGCCGCCGCGCGGCUGCCCGCGCUGCUGCUUGCCCUGCUGAUGCUGGUUCGAGACUCCCUAAACUUCAAAAUCCGCACCCACGCAGCGGCCGCGCUGGAGGCGCCGCAGGAGAGGCGGGUCUAUGGAGACGCGUUUGCCGACACAGUGCUUAUCGUGCUUGCAGCCCUGGACGGUGCCGAGGGCGGCGGGAAGGCGGGCGGCGGGAGGCAGCCGGAGGGGCACAGCGUCGAAAGGGAGGCGGCUGCGGCCGCCCCUGCGGCGGCCGACGACGACGAGGGCGGCGGGGAUUUCCCGAAUUUUAGGUACCUUCCGGGCCUCACUUCCCAGCUUCGCGCGACGCUGCUGCACCUGCUGCAGUGGUGCGACGCCGGCGGCGGCGGCGGCGGCGGCGACGCGCCGCGGUUGCGGGAGCAGCUGGGGCGGCGGCGGGGGCAGCUGGUGGCGGCAUUUGCGGCGCGCGCGCGGGAGCGGCGGCCGGCGGCGGCUGCUGCUGCGGCUGCGGUUGGCGCGGAGGCUGGCGGGGUUGGGGGGCUGCCUGCAGAUCCAUUUGAGCAGCAGCAGCAGCAGCAGCAGCAGCAGCAGCAGCAGCAGCAGCAGCAGCAGCAGCAGCAGCAGCAGCAGAGGGCGGCCGCCGGCGGCAGCGACCAUGUUGACCGCCUCGGCGCAGUCGCUGAUCGUGGGAUCGACAGCACAGAGGACGCCGUGUUGCUGCGCGCGGCGGCCGCGCUGGGGCGCCUGCUCCCGGGGUUUUGUGACGGCCUUCGUGAGGCGGGGGUCGAGUGUUGA
Molecule: messenger RNA, 1464 nt
Organism: Monoraphidium neglectum
Lineage: Eukaryota; Viridiplantae; Chlorophyta; Chlorophyceae; Sphaeropleales; Selenastraceae
Exons: 1
Source: RefSeq, a predicted model, not a curated record